UUUAAACACCUCCGGACUCAUCUCGACGCCCUUAAGUUGCAAGAUGCUAGUGAUCUCCAAACAGCAUUUACGAAGCUCGAAGCAAUGUGGGGCGGAAAAGAAAACAUCUUUCUACGACGCCAUCGCUUUUGUCAGAUGCGUCAGGAAUCCAGUCAAUACAUUGGUGAUUUUAUUAUCAAUCUUACUCUCGUCGUUCAGGACUGCCGAUACACAGAGAUCGCGGCGCCUAAAUUCGAAGAGGCGGUGCUGUUACAACAGUUGAUGGUGGGUUUGCGGGAUGAAGUCUUAUCCGAGAAGGAUUAUCAUUGA
This is a messenger RNA of Dibothriocephalus latus, 309 nucleotides long. The record is from the annotation of a GenBank genome assembly. NCBI's taxonomy places the organism in Eukaryota, Metazoa, Platyhelminthes, Cestoda, Diphyllobothriidea, Diphyllobothriidae.